AUUGUACAUCCACUCCCAAUUUGCUGGCCACUCAAUCCCAUCUCCCUUUCUCUUUCUCUCUCUCUCUGUCUAGAUCUCCUUCGUCUUUCUUGGGCUUCGGCGAAAUCAAACCUCCCCCAUAUACAUCUAUAUAGUUUAAAGGGGAAGCGUCCGAAUUCCGAAACGGCAACCGGAGCCGAAGGAGAGAGAGAGAGAGGCAGAGGCAGAGGCAGAGAGAGAUUUGAAAAAAGCAGAGAGGAAACAGAGAGCUGUGAGGAGGCGCAGGGGAGAGAGAGCAGAGAGAAACAGGGGAAUCGAUUGGCUCCAGAAGUAACGGCGGAAAAACAGAGACGCGUCUGCGAGGGGAGGGGAGGAAGAAGAAGAAGAAGAAGAGGACGGGAGGAGGAGGGGUGUUUUCCUCCGUUUUUAGCCCUCCCACCCUGCGGUUCCCACGUCCCCCCACCUCGCAUUUGGGUUCUCUCGUUCCGUCCUCCUUUCGCAUUCGCCUGAGCUUGGGUUGAGAUCGAGCGGAACAAUGGCUCCUUGUGAUACCUUCCGUUGAGGUUUUGCUUCAUUGGCCCCCAUAAAUUAUUGUGCUCUCGUGACAGACCAUCCAGCUGAAGCGCUGCUUUGAUUUUUUUUUGGGCAAGUAAGCUGUAUAGUGUCACCAUGGUUGCCACGGCUACAACUUCUGCUUUCUUCGCAGUUCCUUCGCCAGAUUCCAUUGCCAAGACCACCAGACCGGGGAAUGGGGUGGCAAGUGUGGGGCCAAUGAAGUCGAAAUCUGCUUCCGGUGGUUUGCAGGUGAAGGCCAAUGCACAAGCCCCUCCUAAGAUAAAUGGUAGCUCUGUCGGUUUGACGACAUUUCCAGACAGUGUGAAGAUCGAGGAUGGGACACCAUCACAUCCCCCAAGGACCUUUAUUAACCAGUUGCCCGACUGGAGCAUGCUUCUCGCCGCUAUCACAACCAUCUUCUUGGCAGCAGAAAAGCAAUGGAUGAUGCUUGACUGGAAACCAAGACGACCGGAUAUGCUAAUGGAUCCAUUUGGUCUUGGGAGAAUUGUUCAAGAUGGUCUUGUGUUCAGGCAGAAUUUUUCUAUCAGAUCUUAUGAGAUAGGUGCUGAUAGGACGGCAUCUAUAGAGACGCUGAUGAAUCACUUACAGGAGACGGCUCUUAACCAUGUUAAGACUGCUGGACUUCUUGUUGAUGGCUUUGGUUCUACCCCGGAGAUGAGCAAAAGAAACCUCAUCUGGGUUGUUACUAAAAUGGAGAUUUUGGUAGAUCGGUAUCCCAGCUGGGGAGAUGUCGUUCAAGUAGAUACAUGGGUUUGUGGGUCUGGAAAGAAUGGCAUGCGGCGAGAUUGGCAUGUCCUUGAUCUGAAAACGGGAGAGACUCUUACAAGAGCCUCCAGUGUGUGGGUGAUGAUGAAUAAACAUACAAGGAGAUUAUCAAAAAUUCCAGAAGAAGUUCGGGGAGAAAUAGAACCUUAUUUUAUGAACUCUCCUCCUGUGGUAGCUGAGGACAAUAGGAAGUUACCGAAGCUGGAUGAGUGCACUGCAGAUUUCGUUCGAUCAGGUUUAACUCCUAGGUGGAAUGAUUUAGAUGUCAACCAGCAUGUCAACAAUGUGAAGUACAUAGGCUGGAUUCUUGAGAGUGCUCCACUGCCCAUUUUAGAGUCUCAUGAACUCUCUGCCAUAACCUUGGAGUACCGGAGGGAAUGCGGGAGGGACAGCGUGCUGCAAUCCCUGACUGCUCUUUCUGGCAACUGCGUCGAUGACCUUGAAAACUCUGCUGAAGUCGAGUGCCGGCACUUGCUUCGGCUUGAAAGUGGGGCUGAAAUUGUGAGGGCCAGGACUGAGUGGAGGCCGAAACCUGCCAAUAACCCAGAAACGGCGGGUGAAGUUUCGGCAGAAAGCGCUUGAUGUCUGGUUCGAGGUCUCCUGAGCUUGCCAGUAGUUCGCUGCCUAUAUUUCCCGUGUAGAAAUUCUUGCUCUUGCUCGUGCUCGUGCUCAUGCUUGUGUCUCCAGAUCUAUUUCUUUCUUCUUUAUAUAUAUAUAUAUGUCCUGAUUUGUCUUCUGGAGGGAAGGAAGAUAAGAUUGAACAAUAUUGUAAUCCCCCCCUGUAAUUAGCUUUGCUCGGCCUCCAUAUGUUUGUUCUGCUCUCUCAACCUUCAUGCAA
Molecule: messenger RNA, 2158 nt
Organism: Syzygium oleosum
Lineage: Eukaryota; Viridiplantae; Streptophyta; Magnoliopsida; Myrtales; Myrtaceae
Product: palmitoyl-acyl carrier protein thioesterase, chloroplastic-like
Exons: 8
Coding region: 649-1902 (417 amino acids)
Biological process (GO): fatty acid biosynthetic process
Molecular function (GO): fatty acyl-[ACP] hydrolase activity; acyl carrier activity
Source: RefSeq, a predicted model, not a curated record